This is a messenger RNA of Chionomys nivalis (European snow vole), 2298 nucleotides long. It is a transcript of the gene Lypd6b, whose product is annotated as LY6/PLAUR domain containing 6B. Bases 498 to 1022 code for a protein of 174 amino acids. Lineage: Eukaryota; Metazoa; Chordata; Mammalia; Rodentia; Cricetidae. Gene Ontology annotation, molecular function: acetylcholine receptor regulator activity. The transcript is spliced from 9 exons. The record is from RefSeq and is a predicted model, not a curated record.
CCCGGUAGGCGGGAGCCGCCGCUCCCCCUGCACAGCGCUUUACUUUGGCUGUUAAAUCACUAACCAACACAUUGGUUAGUUACCCAGGCUUCGGUGAAGCUGGGUCGGCGGGGCUGCCCUUACUCCAGGGGGGCAUAUAUAGUGGUUCAUUUGUGUGGCUCAAUAUUGAGAAGCUGAGAACAGAGAAGAGAGAAAACACGGUUCCUCCCAUCCUUCCUACACCACUUGUUUGGCUCUUCCUUGGAUGCAGACCUAUUCAUUGCAGAGUAGAGCCCGGCUACCAGGUUGUCUUUCUAAGGGUGACAGAGGAAAAGGCCAAUGACGUCGGCGACCAGGUGUCAGUAUAAAGUGGCUGUGGAGGCUCCUGUGAGGCCUGUUUGGAUGAGAAUCAUUGAGUUCACAAAAAGAAGCAGCUGCGUCCUUGAAUGAGAACAGUGGGGAAGAGAAGAGGAGGAGGAAGACUUGAUUAAGAAAGACAUUUGAGUUGGGCCUGCUCAAUGCGGGAGGUCAGAAUGCUGCUCCUCUGCCACGUGCUAGCUGUGACCAUCCUUCAGAUCUUGAUCUUCUCAGAAAACUGGGCGUUUGCCAAGAACAUUAACUUCUACAACGUGAGGCCCCCUCUUGACCCCACACCAUUUCCAAACAGCUUCAAGUGUUUUACCUGUGAGAAUGCAGGGGAUAAUUACAAUUGCAAUCGCUGGGCGGAAGACAAAUGGUGUCCACAGGACACACAAUAUUGUUUGACUGUUCAUCACUUCACUAGCCACGGAAGAAGUACGUCCAUCACUAAAAAGUGUGCCUCUAAAAAUGAAUGCCACUUCGUGGGCUGCCGUCACAGCCGAGACUCGGAACACACGGAGUGCAGGUCUUGCUGUGAGGGGAUGAUCUGCAAUGUUGAGUUGCCGACCAACCACACGAACGCGGUCUUCGCUGUCAUGCAUGCACAGAGGACAUCUGGCGGCAGUGUCCCUACACCCUACCUCACUGUGCUGGCUUGCCUCUUCAUGCUUCCCUUGCUAUGAUGUAACUGUUCCUAAGAGGGACAGAAACCAGCACUGUAAAGCACAAAACAGACUGUGGUCCGGUGAACUUGGGAGCAAAGUCCCAUCUUUCACUUGAUAAAGAGGAGAAAUUGGACCCCAAAGUAGAAGGCAGAGGUUUGCUUCACCGAAAUGCUCCUGCAUGAGGUCACAGCACUGAACAUGAGGACUUGGUAGGAGCCAAGAGGACUGUCAAACUUCCAGUGUCUAGGGCCACUGCACUCCGUCACUUCUGUCAGAAGAUCCACCAGUAUUGUUGAUGGUUACAGUAACUUGAUAUACCCUGACCUGACUAGACCUUCAUCUAGAAGGACUUUUUAACCUCAUGGACUCUCUCAGAGGCUGCUGGAUCAGACUCUCUGGCUUCUGUGAUUAGCUCAGAGCAUCUCCGUGAAAUUUGAUCCUUCUACCCAUGGGAAAGCCGUUUCUCUACUGUGUUAACUUCCCAUUAUUGUAACAGUACCUGAGAUGAUCUACUUAUAAAGAUAGAUGGUUUGUUUGGGCUCGCGAUUUUGGAGAUUGCACUACGUACUGGUUUGAGGCUUGUAUUAGAGAGUGAAGAACCACUCACUAUUGGCAGAGACUUGAGAAGAAGAAAGUAUGGGUUGGAGGGAUGGGCACUAACUGAUCCCCUAGAGGACCCUGGUUUGAUUCCCAGCACUCACAUGGCAGCGCAUAACUGAUAACUCCAGUCCCAGGGGAUCCAGUGCCCUCUUCUGGCCUCUGAGUGCUGCAUACAUGCGGUACACAGAUAUAUUAUGUAUGGAUACACACUCAAUACACAAAAAUAAAAUUUUGUUUUUAAAAGGGUGAAGGAAGGAAAGAGAGAGAACAGGGAUGGGAGAGAAAGCAUGCGCGUAGGUCUCUGCAGUACCCUUCAAAGUCAUGUUCCCAAUGUCCUAAAACUUCCCACUAGUCCCAACUCCCUAAAAGCUCAACCACCUCCUUAAUGGUACCAACAGGCUGAGGACCAAAACUUUAACCUUGUCAUAGUCAAGAGUUAAAAAAUGGUACCCACUAACCACCUGGUCAAUAAAAAAGGCAGCUGUGGGAGGGAAUUUCCAGUUGAAAUUCUAUGAAUCUGUUCGCCAGUUAUGAGGUGGUUGAGGAUGGGGUUUAAAACUUUGAAUUAUCUAGUGUAAUGCAUGCCGUGUGUCUCUUGACAGUGUGGAGGCCUCUGACGAAGGGCACUUACCGAUGUCACUAAAGUUGUAUUUCCAGGCACCCUGGGUGACAUAUUCUGUCUGAAAGAAUAAAA